Messenger RNA from Drosophila montana, 1930 nucleotides. RefSeq lists its product as uncharacterized. The record is from RefSeq and is a predicted model, not a curated record. NCBI's taxonomy places the organism in Eukaryota, Metazoa, Arthropoda, Insecta, Diptera, Drosophilidae. The transcript is spliced from 4 exons. Bases 116 to 1552 code for a protein of 478 amino acids.
UGUCUAUACCAGUUCAGUUUUUACCUCGGCCCAAAUUACAACAUUAAAUUUUUUAGUAACAAAAUUUUGGAAUCUAUUCUCUGCACCCGCAGAUUGCAAUUAAAAACAAUUCGCAAUGACCUCGCCCAGGAGCUUAAUUUAUAUGCUUGAGUUUGUGGUUGAUGAUCUGCUCAUAACACGGCAGAAUUUAUGUGCGCCCGAGGAGUAUCCGACCUGUGUGGAGAUCACGUUCCGCUCCAGCGUUUUUCUCAAUAUCUGCGAUCGCGAGUAUGGAACCUGCGUGAAUCCUAAGCAGCCGAAGUGCGGCAAGUGCUGUAUAUUCGCGCUGGAGUCACCUAUCACGGACAAGGAUCGGCUCCUGAUACACGUGUAUAAGAAGCGAACCAAUCGCUGCAAGUUCCUGAUUGGACUCACCGAGUUGCCAAUGAAGCCAAUUUUCGAUCGCGUCAGGGAAUCCUUUGACGCAGAGAAUGUUAACUGGGAAAAGAUAUGGCACGAUCAGCUACAAAAUUUACCCAAAAUGAAGAGUCCCAACAAAGAUGUGCUGGAUAAUUGUGCCUGCUAUGAUCCCGGAUAUGAGCGUCGCGAACAAUUGUGUCCAACCUCGGAACUAACCAAACGGCUGCUGCCGCUCUUCAAUCUCUGCAAGCAGCAGACGGGCAAUAUUGUGCUCAUCAUGCGUCUGCUCUGCAAUGGGCCGGCCAUUGUGUCUGCCUUUUCGCUGAAUCAUUCAAUCUGUUCACGCAAUCCAGUGGGUCCGCCGCCGUGCCCGUCACCAUGUCCGCCGCCAUGCCCGUCGCCCUGCCCGUCCCCUUGCCAACCGCCGUGUCCACCGUGUCCGUCCUGUGGCAAAUUUAAGUCGCCUUGCGAGCCCGAACGUUGUCCCGAAGAUCCCUGUGAUCCCUGUUGCGGCGGUGGAUCUGCAAGCGCCACAGGUGGUCCCAUGGACACUGGCAAGAAAUGCUGCAGAGGCAAGUGUCCACCUUGCCCAUUGCCGAAGUGCGUGCAGCCAGAUCCUUGCUAUCAGCCACCACCAGAGCCCAAAAAGUGCUUGCGCUACUUCGCCUGCAAUCUGGACAAGAUGUGUCCCUGCGAGUACUGUGAGGAUGAGUUUGAUCGCGAGUGUCCCACUGUGCCGUCCAAGCGACGUUGCAAGUCGGUCAUUGAACAGCGCCUGGAGCCUUGUGGUCCAUGCGGUGGCGUUCCAGCCCAUCCACGUUUCGUGCAGGUGCAAAAGCAACAGGAAGCGGAUAUGUCACGCAAGGAUAAGCAGAAACAAGACAAAGAGAAGGAGAAGGAAAAGGAGAAGGAAAAGAAGAAGAACAAGAGCCGUCAGUCUGGCGGCGGCUGCGGACCAUACAUUGAUAUUGCAUCACCAGCGAUCACAGGCGGACUAUUCUGCGAUAGUUCCAAGCCAACGCCGGGCGGUGGAUACGCAGAUCCCUGCAACCACUGCUGCCCCGAAUAUGCCAGCUGCUGCAACCUAGCGCGCAAUCGAGCCAUACGGCAAUUGCGACACCUUCUGACCAAAUACAACAUUCAGAUUGAUUAGGUUCAAGUUCUCGCAUUCAAAUCAAAAUUCUGCGCUCAGGACCAAAUAAAAACAAAUACACAAUGGCAAACUAAGGAUAUGCAGAGCCAAAAAGUCAAUCGUACAAUAAUAAAACCUAGAGUGAUCGAUGAUUGUGACGAGUGUGUUGUCAAAGCCAAUGCAAAUACAGUUCGUGUUUUAAUUAACCAAAGCAAUCUGACUCUGAUGCCAACGAAAUUCGAGGAUCAAACCCCCUGCUGCUGCCAAAGAACCAACCGAAUAGAGGAAUGAAGUUUUGGUAUUGACGAUGUAGCUAGGGGGGGGGCAGCGUGGAGGAUCGCUAUUUCAAUAAAGUCCCAAAGCGAGAUGCUGCAGUGCAGCGCCUUGGCCAACUAUAAA